This is a messenger RNA of Neogale vison (American mink), 1308 nucleotides long. RefSeq names its product GATA binding protein 5 (gene GATA5). Gene Ontology annotation, cellular component: nucleus. Bases 16 to 1230 code for a protein of 404 amino acids. The record is from RefSeq and is a predicted model, not a curated record. Gene Ontology annotation, molecular function: DNA-binding transcription factor activity, RNA polymerase II-specific; zinc ion binding; RNA polymerase II cis-regulatory region sequence-specific DNA binding. Lineage: Eukaryota; Metazoa; Chordata; Mammalia; Carnivora; Mustelidae. Gene Ontology annotation, biological process: negative regulation of transcription by RNA polymerase II; cardiac muscle tissue development; positive regulation of transcription by RNA polymerase II. The transcript is spliced from 6 exons.
GCCACGGCGGGGAAGAUGUACCAGAGCCUGGCGCUGGCCCCGAGCCCCGGCCAGGCCGCCUACGCCGACUCCGGGGCCUUUCUGCACGCGCCAGGCGCCGGCUCCCCGGUGUUCGUGCCGCCCGCGCGCGUCCCCUCCAUGCUGCCCUACCUGCCGGCGUGUGAGCCGGGCCCGCAGGCCCCGGGGCUGGCCGCGCACCCCGGCUGGGCGCAGGCGGCGGCCGCAGACUCACCAGCCUUCGGCUCCCGCAGCCCGCACCCACCGGCCGCUCAGCCGCCCGGAGCCACCGCCUUCCCCUUCCCGCACAGCUCCCCGGGGCCCGGAGGCAGCGUCGGCGCAACCACCCGGGACGGCGGCGCCUACCAGGGCGCGCUGCUGGCCCGCGAGCAGUACCCCGCCCCGCUCGGGCGGCCAGUGAGCGCCUCCUACCCGACUGCCUACCCGGCCUACGUGAGCACCGAGGUGGCCCCGUCCUGGACCCCUGGACCCUUUGAAGGCAGCGUCCUGCACGGCCUCCAGAGCCGCCCCGCUGGCCUCCCCGGCCGCAGAGCCUCCUUCGUGUCGGACUUCUUGGAAGAGCUCCCCGGCGAGGGUCGCGAGUGCGUCAACUGCGGGGCCCUGUCCACACCGCUGUGGCGUCGCGACGGCACCGGCCACUACUUGUGCAAUGCCUGUGGCCUCUACCACAAGAUGAAUGGCGUCAACCGGCCGCUGGUGCGCCCGCAGAAGCGCCUGUCCUCAUCUCGCCGCGCUGGCCUCUGCUGCACCAACUGCCACACGACCAGGACGACGCUGUGGCGGCGCAAUGCGGACGGGGAGCCGGUGUGCAACGCCUGCGGCCUCUACAUGAAGCUGCACGGGGUGCCGCGGCCCCUGGCGAUGAAGAAGGAAAGUAUCCAGACGCGGAAGCGGAAACCCAAGAGCGUUGUGAAGACCAAGAGCUCCUCGGGAUGCCCAGCAAACAGCACAGCCUCGCCGCCCUCCGUCCCGGACCCUGAGAGCCCAGCAGCUGCUUUGAAACCCAAACCCAGCCUGGCGUCCCCUUCAUGUCCUGGGUCCAGCGUCGCCUCCCAGGCCUCCAGCCAGGCAGACGACCCCCUGGCUCCCAGCCACUUGGAGUUCAAAUUUGAGCCCGAGGACUUUGCCUUCCCAUCCACAGCCCUGGGCCCCCAGGCUGGCCUCGGUGGGGCCCUGCGCCAGGAGGCCUGGUGUGCGCUGGCCUUGGCCUAGGUCCCCGGGCACCCAACAGACCCAUCUCACUGCCCACUGGGGUCCAGCACAGCAGAGAGAGCUCACUGGGCCCACCCA